CAACAGAAUAGCCGUCAAAAUUAUUAAUAAUAUCAGAAAAUUAGUUUUUGCGCCAGUGUUUAAGUAUACAUAAUUUCAAUUUAUCUCAAAUUAUAAUAAAUAAAAAAAAAUUUAAAUAAUGUCUGAUGAUGAAGAUUUUAAUAGCGAAUCAGAAAAUGAUUUUUCUGCAAGUGAAGAUGAAUGGACGCCUGCUAAAAACAAAGAAGUUGAACAUUCAGAAGAUGAAGAGGAUGUAUCCAGUGGCGAAUUAGAUGAGGAUUUUGCUGUAUCUCCUCCGCCAAAAAAGAAAAGGGAAACUACCAAAAGUGCUUCUAAAGGAUUGCACAAAACCAAAAAGCUAAUUUCAAAACUCAGAGUACCAACAUUGCGUGAUAAAAUGUUUAAAAGAUAUAAUCCUCCGCCAAAAACUAUUGCUACAAGUAUUACAUCUGUGAAAAGUUCAAAUUUAAAUACAACCAAAGAAAAUGAUGGUAAUGAUUCAGAUUCAGGGAGUAGUGUGGAAAAUUUUUUGGUUGAUCCAGAAAAACUUGAUCUAAAAUCAAGUUUUUUUGAUGUAAAAAGUAACAAAGAAAAAUCAGAGCAAGAGGAUGAUGAAGCUCCAAAUUUUGAUUGCAAUUUGGGACUAUCAACGAACAUUUCUGAUAAUGAAGAUGAUAUGGAAAGUAUUAAAGAAGAAAGUGGAAAUGAGAAUAAUGAGAAAAGUUGUGCAGAUGCAAGCCCUUUUAAACAAUUUUACGAGUAUAAAAACGCAAUUGAUGAAGUCAAAAAGAACUCAAAAUCAGGAAAAUCUAAUACUGUAGUUCACGAUAAGAAAGAUGAUGUAUCCUCACUUUUAGCACUUGGAGAAGCAUCCACAUCAAAAAUUCAGGAAGAGAAAAAGUCAACAAAAUCAAAACUGCCGAAUAAAAUAAAAAAUUCAGAUUCCGAGUGGGAAGAAGUUGAAGAAGAAGAAAACGAUGAAAAUGCAAAAUUAAAUGAUGGAAUAGAAAUUACAGUAGGAUUCCCAGAAAAUCAUAGAAGAGAAAAAAGAACAACAGAUGAACAAGCCCAACUAAUGAGAAGAUUAAAUCGUAUAAUUAAAGAAAAUUGUAUGAUUUUUCAUAAAGUCAGUUUACUAUGUAAUAUAGCACAUGGAGUUUAUUUAAAUAGAGCGUUAAAUAAUACUGAGUUGAUGGCACAAGCUUUAAAGUUACUUCCAAGUGAAAAAUCCUAUCCAAAUGGAAGAACAUGUAUUAAAUAUUUUGAAUCGAUUUCUAAAUGGUACAAGGCUGUAAUGCAAUUAAAAAGUGAAAAUGUUUAUUCAGAUUUAAAAACUAAAUCAGCAAUUCCAGUAUCGUUAGCAUUACAAAUUAAGUCAAAAUCAGCGAUUUGUAAAAAAGAUUUUGUUUUAAUUUUUAUAGUUUUAUUAAGGGCUAUGGGAAUUCAAUGUCGAUUGAUAAUGAAUUUAGUUACAUUACCAAUUAAACCUGCUGCAGAAGAUUUGUGCUCUUUGAAAACAAAAAAACCUGAAGGGAAAAAGGAUAACCUUAAGAGUGUUAACAAAACAAAAACUGUUGAUACAAAAAAAGUAAACAAAAAAAUAUCUAUAGAGGAACCUAAAACUAUAGAGAAAAUAAAAGAUAAAGUACUGGAUUCAAAACCAAAUGAGAUUAAGAAUUCAGUGGAAACUAGAGGCUCUUCCAAAACUACAUUAAAAAAAGGGGCAAAAGUAGAAAAAUUAAAUGGAAGUGACUCAUCUAAGCCAAAAAUUAAAGUAACUGAAGCAGAUAAGCAAGAAACUCCAGAAGAAAAACAUGAUUUUAGCCCAGUGAAAACAAGAACUCAAAGAAAAGCACAGACAGAAUCAAUGAAAACGAAUAAUAUUGAACAAAAUGAACCUUCAACAAGCAAAAAAGCAAAAAAUUCAAAUAAAAGUCGUUCGCCAAGUCCUAAAUUUCAUAUUUCACCUCAUUUUAUUAAAACCGGAACUGAAAAUUCAGAGACUUCUAAAAGUCAACGUUUAAUUAAAUCGAAAAAAAAUAAUGAGAAAACUAAAUUAAACAUUCAAAAGGAUAACAAACGUAGUCCAAGUCCAAAAAUUGUUAUAUCUUCAUCAUUCUUUCAAAAAAGCUCUUCAAAUAUAAAAGAAAACAGUUUCGAAAACAAAAGCCAGUCUCUAAAAGAAAAAUUAAAAAUUCCUCAAUUAGACGGCGCCAAUAGUUUGCCAAAGAAAAAAACCUUAAAAGAAAAAGUGUAUGCAGAUAAUUCCGAUACAGAUACUGAUUUUGAGACAUCUCCCCCAAAAAAACCAAAACUUCAAAAUAAAUUAUUAUCAAGAGUUAAAGAUCGCCGCGUUCUUUCAACUGAUGAUGAAGAUGCAAUCACAAAUUCAAAAAAGAAAUCUGGUAUGAAUAUAUGGGUAGAAGUGUAUUCUGAAACCGAAGAUCAAUGGAUAUGCAUUGAUUUAUUUAAAACAAAAAUUCAUUGUGUCGACAGUUUAAGGAGGGAAGCUACAUCACCAGUCUCAUAUGUUUUUGCAUGGAAUAAUGAUAAUUCAUUAAAAGAUGUAUCACCCAGAUAUUGUCCACAAUGGAAUACGGUAACGCGUAAACAAAGAGUUGAUAAGCAAUGGCUUGAUAUCGCUAUUCGUAAAUAUUUGGGUGUUAAAAAUUCAAGAGAUAUUGCUGAAGAUAGAGAAUUAGAAAAAAUACAUAUGGAUAAACCACUGCCAACAACAAUAAAUGAAUUUAAAAAUCAUCCUUUAUAUGCUCUCGAAAGACACUUACUAAAAUUUGAAGGAAUUUAUCCUCCAAAUGCUCCAACUUUGGGUUUUAUUAGAGGCGAACCAAUAUAUCCAAGAGAUUGCGUUCAUUUAUUACAUUCUAGGGAAAUAUGGCUUAAGGCUGCUAAAGUUGUUAAGCCUGGCGAAAAACCGUACAAAAUUGUUAAAGCUCGACCUAAGUGGGAUAAAAUGACGUCCAGUGUGAUUAAAGAUCAGCCACUUGAAAUAUUUGGAUAUUGGCAGACACAAGAUUAUGAACCUCCAACCGCAGAAAACGGAAUUGUUCCACGGAAUGCGUAUGGUAAUGUGGAACUAUUUAAACCCACUAUGUUACCUAAAAAAACUGUACAUUUACAAUUGCCAGGUUUAAGUAGAAUUUGCAAAAAAUUAAGAAUUGAUUGUGCGCCAGCUGUUAUUGGUUUUGAUUUCCAUCAAGGAUCUUGUCAUCCACUCCUGGAUGGAUUCGUUGUAUGUGAAGAAUUCAAAGAUCAAGUAGUUCAGGCUUGGGAAGAAGAUCAAGAAGAACAUGCACGUAAAGAACUAGAAAAGUAUGAAAGUAGAGUUUAUGGGAAUUGGAAGCGGUUAAUAAAAGGAUUAUUGAUAAGGGAAAAAUUAAAAAUCAAAUAUAAUUUUGGAGAUAUGGCAUCGAUUGAAAAAACUACUUCAAAACGCAAAAAGUAAAAUAUUUGUCUAUUUAAUAUUACUGAAAUUUUUGUAAAAUGUAAGUUAGUUAAGAGUAUAAAUUAUAAGUUCUCGAAAAAUCUUGUGUUACAACUUUUGUUACUAAAUGUUUUGUUAAAAUUAACCGGCAUGUACAUAUUUAUAUUACAACUAUUAUUUAUAAAAAGAUGUUGAUACUAUUUUCUGUUAAGUUCAUGUAAGAUUUUUAUAACGUUUUUUUUUUUUGUAAACGUAAAAAUUCAUGUAUCUCGAAA
This is a messenger RNA of Condylostylus longicornis, 3696 nucleotides long. RefSeq names its product DNA repair protein complementing XP-C cells homolog (gene Xpc). The record is from RefSeq and is a predicted model, not a curated record. Gene Ontology annotation, molecular function: damaged DNA binding; single-stranded DNA binding. Gene Ontology annotation, cellular component: nucleus; nucleotide-excision repair factor 2 complex; cytoplasm. The transcript has 8 exons. Gene Ontology annotation, biological process: nucleotide-excision repair; mismatch repair. Bases 119 to 3442 code for a protein of 1107 amino acids. NCBI's taxonomy places the organism in Eukaryota, Metazoa, Arthropoda, Insecta, Diptera, Dolichopodidae.